CAGCAGUGGCCGGCGCUGGGCGGCCUCGGAGAGCGCUGCGCUCCCGUCCCGUCCGCUCCCGUCCCGUCCCGGCCGGCGCUGCCCAUGGCGUAGCCGCGCUGCUGCGCGCCUGCCCCGCGGGACGCGGCGUGGACGGACCUGCCACCAGGCAAUUAAAAGUCCGGAGGAUUUGAUUUCAAAGCACACUAUAAAUUUCAAAGAAAGCAAAUCUACAUGAAGAGCUACAAAGGGAAUUGAUUUGAGAAGAUACAGCAUUUGCAAAAAUGUCUUCAAGUUGUGUGACUUCAGUGUUUGCUUUGAUGGUUUUGUGCUUUGCAGCUGCAGGUCCUGUGCCUCUCAGUGAAUGUGUCUUAUCGCCUGUUAACAAUUCGCACCCAGUCCAUGCCUUAUUGGAAAGUUUUACUGUCUUAUCUGGCUGUGCAAGCCGAGGCACGACGAGCCUGCCACAAGAAGUGCACAUCCUCAAUCUCAGAAACCCUGAGGAGGGUCUUGGCCAUCAUGAAAGAGAGGUCACAUUACAUUUGAAUCCAAUUUCAUCGGUGCAUAUUCACCAGAAGCCUUUGGUGUUUCUUCUCAACUCUCCUUUGCCUUUAGUGUGGAAGCUAAAAACAGAAAGACUGGCACCUGGAAUCCGAAGAGUUUUCUUCGUGUCUUUAGGUUCCGUUGUUCAGUUUGAGAAGGGAAAUUUCUCCUUGUCAGCAGAAACAGAAGAAAAGUUUUUUCCUGAGAAGAAUGAACAUCUGCUACAGUGGGCCCAGAAGGAGUAUGGAGCAGUAACAUCUUUCACUGAACUUAAAAUAUCAAGAAACAUCUAUAUUAAAGUAGGAGAAGAUCAAGUUUUUCCUCCCUCGUGCAACAUUAAAAAGAAUUUUCUCUCUUUAAAUUACCUUGCGGGAUACCUUCAACCAAAGCCAGCAGAGGGGUGCCUUAUGUCUAACUUAGUCCAAGAAAGAGAAGUUCAUAUCAUUGAACUAAGCACUCCAAAUUCCAAUCCAAACAGUGCUCUCCAGGUGGAUAUAAUCGUUGACAUUAAACCAUCUCAACCAGGCGCCAGACUUGUCAGAGAUGUCGUACUUAUCCUCAAGUGUAGAAAGUCUGUCAAUUGGGUUAUCAAGUCUCAUGAUGUCCAGGGAAAGCUGGAAGUGAUUACAUCAAAUAGUAUUGGUUUUGGAAAGGAAACAGAACGGUCCAUGACUAUGAGUAAAUCAGUAAUACCUGAUAUUCCCUCAUCGCAUGAGAGUUUGAUCAAGUGGGCUUAUGAGCAUAACUAUAGUCCAGUUACUUCCUAUACAAAAGCUCCUGUUGCUAACAGAUUUCAUCUGCAACUUGAAGAUACAGAAGAGAUGAAUGACGAAGAAGACCAUUCCCUUCCUCCAGAGCUGACAGAAUUGCUGGGAGCUAAUCCACUGCCUGCUCCAAAGAAUCCUGCACUAAGUGAUGGCCUGACUUUUCCAUUUCACAUUAACAGAGGAAGGCAUGACACAGUGGGAGAAGAAAUCUUCCCAUCUAGGCACUCAGUAGAUACAUUAAUAAAUCAUGACUUUGGACAUUCCCUCUCAAAACAUAAAGAACCAGAAGAGGUUCAGGGCAGUGCUGAUGUGGCCCUGUCAAUAAAGUGUGAUGACAAAACCAUGACAGUAGCUGUAGAAAAAGAUGCUCUUCAGGCCACUGGCUACACACGGACAGAGCUCUCACUGCUGGAUCACUCUUGCAAAGCCAGGAUGAAUGGCACCCAUUUCAUUUUGGAGUCUGCGCUGAACCAGUGUGGGACUCGGACAGCAUAUAUCUUGAACAGGAUCGUUUAUUUUAACUCUAUUGUCAUUCAGCUGUCAUCACCAGCUGAAGGCAGCGGCUUUGAUGAUGAUGACAUGGAAUCAGGUGAUAAUGGAUUUCCAGGGGAUGUUGAUGAGGGAGACGUUUCUUUCUCAAGCUGGCCUGAAAUAGCGUUUAAUUGCACACUGCACCAGCCAGAGGAUGACAGAGGCAUAUUCUGGCCUCCUGAACCACACAUCACCAAUGUGACCUUCAACAUGGAGCUGUACAAAACAGAUUUGUUCCUUGCUCCCUCCCAAGGACUCUUCUCUGUUGCUGAGAAUGGGCCAGUAUAUGUAGAGGUGUCUGUGACUAAAGCUGACAGAUCCUUGGGCUUUGCCAUUCAGACAUGCUUUGUUUCCCCGUUUUCAAAUCCAGAUAGAAUGUCUGACUAUACCAUUAUAGAAAACAUUUGUCCUAAAGAUGAAUCUGUUAAAUUCUACAGUAUUGAGAAGGUGAAUUUUCCAGUACCACAUGCACAGAGGGACAAAAAAAGAUUUAGCUUUGUGUUUAAACCAAUGUUCAACAUCUCACUGCUCUUUCUUCACUGCGAGUUGACUUUGUGUACAAAUAAAGACAAAGAUACUCAAGGACUGCCAAAGUGCAUUCCUCCUGAUGAAGCUUGCACCUCUCUGAAUGUGGAUAUGAUCCUGGCCAUGAUGCACAACAAGAAAACCUUCACCAAGCCCCUUGUAAUAACACAUGAAGGAAAACAAGAAGAUCCUUCCCUUCCAAAGCCAAAUGUGAGACAGCCACCUGUGUUCUACGGGCUGGACACGCUGACUGUGGUGGGCAUUGCCUUUGCAGCCUUUGUGAUCGGGGCCCUGCUGACCGGAGCGCUCUGGUUCAUCUACUCCCGCACAGGGGAAACAGCAGGAAGACAGCAGGUCCCGACAUCCCCGCCAGCAUCCGAGAACAGCAGUGCAGCUCACAGCAUUGGCAGCACACAGAGCACCCCCUGCUCCAGCAGCAGUGCCACCUAACCCGGGGGGACACAGCUGAGGAGCAGCAUAGGAGCACACAGGUUCCAAGGACUGUGUGUGGACAUCAGCUUUUUAUAGUUAAAAGGGUUGUUGUGGUUGCUUCUGAAAAAAAUGAGGAGGGAUUUUUCUACAGGAGAAAAAAAAAAAAAGGACGGAUUUUCUUUUGGGGAAGCCACUGUGUGUCUGAGUGUGUAUAUGAGCACACAAUGCAUGAGUGAACGCAGCCUGAUGGAUCUUGUUUAGCAUGUUAUGCUACAUGUGACAAAGCUACUAAUUUUACAGUACUGCAACCUGUUCUAGGGGUCUGCGGGCCCCUCAAUGUGAAAUCUGUGCCAGUUUGGAAAAAUGCUGCUUUGUCUGUACAAUUUUUUUUUCUUUCCCUGAACCUUCUCGUUGACACAAAGUAUUCAUUAAGGGAAUUUAAUCAUAGAAUCAUAGAAUGGUUUGGGUUGGAAGGGACCUUAAAGAUCAUCUAGCUACAAACCCCCUGCUGUGGGCAGGGACACCUUCCACUAGACCAGGUUGCUCAGGCAGUGUCCAGUGUGGCUUUAAACACUUCCAGGGAUGGGGCAGCCACAACUUCUCUGGGCAGCUUGUUCAGUGCCUUACCACCCUCACAGAAAAGAGGAUCUUUUCUAAUAUCCAAUCUAAACCUGCCCUCUUUCAGUUUAAAGCCAUUACCCCUUGUUCUGUCACUACAUAAGAUAGGGAGAACAGAGAUGAUCUUGGGUCAAAGGAUUUCUGUUUGUCUAAGCAAGAAAGCCUCAAGGUCAGAUCUGUUUGGUUAAUAACAUUUUAUUAUUUCAGCUACGUUUAGCCACUUUUGAGUAAUCUUUGUUUUGUUCAGCUUACAGCUACAGCAUCUCAUUUGCUUUCCUGUUGUGUUUGUAGCUUCAAGUUUGUUCCAGGUAUUUUUGUUGUAAUAUGCAUUGAUUUGCUAAUCGGAAAAGAGCACACUCUAACAUUCCCUCUCUUGUUUUUUGGGCCAAAGCUCUUUAGUAAGAGAUUUUUUUUAAUCUACUAUACCAAAUACAGGCACACACAAACAUUAAGACAAAGAAUUGUCUUGUGCACUAACAUAGAUGUGUGUGUAUCUUUAAUGACAAUGUCUUUAUGCAAGUAGAUGUAUACCUAGGUAUACAGAGCCUAACUUACCACUUAAACAAUUAGCAAUUAGCUCAGUGUCCCUUUCACACAUAAAAUAUAAAAUGUUUAUGUAUAUAUAUAUAUAUAUGAAUAAAAAACUGUCUCUUCAGUUUAUAGAUGAUAGAGGAGAUAAAGAAGUUGAUUUGGUUCUAAUCCUUUAGCUAGCCCUUUGAAAUAAGAGAUGGGUUUUGAGAGCACAAAGAAUAUAUACAGUAGAACAUGUCGUUUGUGCAGAAUACUGCCUGUUCUCUGAAGAUAGUUGUGCAGUUGUUUGUAUCAAACUGUUGUAUGAACAUUGCAGUUGGAUAGUCCCAAAGUAGUUUCGGAAUAUGGAAAUGGCAGAAAGGUACUAAUUUUCACAGUAUUUUUUAGUAUCCUUGCCUUAUCUUGAGCUUCAAAUUGAUGCCAAAUGAAAAAAAAAAAAGACACUUUCAAUGUGUAAUUGUUUGACUGUUGGUUGCCACUUUGUAAUUGUAAUGUGUUCUACUGAUUCUUCUCCUUUGAGGAAAAAAGAGCAUUGUUUUCCUCUAAAAAUGAGAUUAACAACUUUCAUUAAUUUUAGUGAAAGUUACCUGUGUUCUGCAAGAGAGGAAGGGAGUUCAUUACACUCAAGUGAUAGUCUGCUCUGAAGUCUGAGCUGCAGGUCUCUUGCUGAUUCUACACUUGUGCCUUGCUGAUGCCAGGAUGGUUGAAGUGCAAGAUAUGCGAUAGACGCAAGUGCCCAGGAUAAGGCAGAAUAUUGCUCACUUUAAAUCAAAUCUGUUACUAAUCCUGCAAACACUUACACACGCGAGUAACUGCACGCCUCGUCCUUGCUAUUUAGAAGCACAUGCUGGACUCAGCAUGGAGUUGGUGCACAGAGUUACACAUGCAGAAAUGUUUUAUGUUAGCAGGCCAGGGAGAAGUCCUGGUCACAUGGACAGAUUGCCACGUGGACGUAGCUCUGCGUGCGUAGGGGUUUGCAGGAUUGGCUCUGUUACGAGGUGUCGGGAGGAUGAAUGUGCUACCUGUGUGGUUGGAAAGAAAGCGCUUUGCCUAACCUUCAGCAGAAUGUAUUGUUUAAGCAUAUUCUAUGUGUAAAGUCUUUAAAGAUGUCUUCAAAGAAGACUAGAGUCUUUAAGUUCAAUCAUAGCUAUAUUUUACUACAUUAAAUUUCUGUAUAAAGAUAUAUUUAAAUGUUUUAGAUAAAUGUAAGUUACUCUAUAUGAAAUUUUUAAUUUCAAUUACUGUGAAAUUUACAUAUUUUGUAAAUUCUUUUCCCCUGUUUUAACCCUUUCCUUCCUCAGAUAUUUUAUUAAGCAGUUUCUGAUAGGAAGUAUUAGAUUUGGUUGUUGGGACAGACAGGUUGAAAACUCCUCUGUAAAAUAGAUAAUUAUAUAUUUUUGAGAGAAACAUGCUGCAUUAUCAAUCUCUUUAAAACCAUAAUGUUAAAAUAAUUUACUGGUUUAUAUUUACCAUUGGACAAACCAAAAAUAUAUAAAGGUCAAAGAUUUGAUUUGUUGACUUGUAUAUGAAAUACAGUUUAAAUUAACUGAACUUGGUGUACUCAGCUAUUUAAUUCAGAAAUUUUAAUCCGCUCGAAUUAAUUGUCUAUUGGAGGUUACCAAAAUUAUUACUUAGCAGAUGGAACAGCCAUUUCUGCUUCGAUAAAGAGAGAGACAACCAAACCUGGGCAUUCCCAGUUAAUAGCUUUAUUACAGAAGUGUAUAGUACUUCUCAGCAGCUGUUAAGCUGCCCUCAGUUCAGAGUCCUGAUACACUUAUAGCUCUAUUUUUGUAGCAGCCAUUUGUCUCUGCUGCAAGUUUCUGUGUGCGGUGUGGCAAGGUCCCGAAUGUGUAACUGCUCAGCCACUGAUUCCCUCCUGUGUCCAACGUAGUCUUGCCAUGCUGGACUCACGUGGCAGAUCCCUGUGGGGUGUGGAAGGCCAGUGAGACGCUGCUGGCCCAACGGAGGGUGGUACAGCAGGGUUUUGGAGGGAUGGAGUCAGGGGUUAAUUUCAGCAUGGUGGAAUCAAGUGCAAAGGAACUUUUUAUGUAAGAAUGGGAGGAUUGGGCUUAAAAAGGGACACCUUCUGCCUGUAAAAGCUAUUAAUAACGUACUUAAACUCCAAAGUAGACUGUUUCUUCUAUCAUGUGUUGUCUAAUCACUAACUCUAACCUUUUACAGCAUUUGGUUUUGGACAUUAUUAUAUUUAUGUCUCAAGAGGUCAGAUCUUUCUGUGUUAGGCUGUGUUUGUAGCGUAUUCCACGUGGAAAUGGAUUUUGCAAAAUUCUGUAAAUGCUGAUGAUUGUAACCUUCCCCCUGCCCUUUUCUAACCCUUCCUCUCCUGUUUGUUCUUUCUGUUAUGUAUAUCUACCUCAUGCUUCACAAGAAGACUGUACUGUUGGUUGUGCUGACAGCCCUUCGUGUGAGGUGACUGUUUGCCCUGUUGUUGUUUGUCAUUCGUAGGGAUGUUCAUAGUGUUAUCAGAUCUUUGCUACCACGUUCCUACCAGUUCCAAACACAAUAUUCUCACCUUUGAAAAAAUAAAUGUAUUUCUUUAAGAUGCAAAUGCCAGAUGCUUUUUUAAAAUCAAAGAAUGGGAGAAAUUUACUUGCUAAUACCUGUGGCCAGUCUGAACGCCCCAUUUGUAUUUCAUAUUACAUUCAGUAUUUCAGAGACUUGUGGAAAUGCACAGUUGUACAGUUUUGAUAACCACAGUGUCAUGUCAUCUUAGUCUCUUGUGCAUAAUAAAGUAUAUAUCAAUUUAUUAAUAA
Myiozetetes cayanensis is the source of this 6697-nucleotide messenger RNA. RefSeq names its product transforming growth factor beta receptor 3 (gene TGFBR3). Bases 264 to 2795 code for a protein of 843 amino acids. NCBI's taxonomy places the organism in Eukaryota, Metazoa, Chordata, Aves, Passeriformes, Tyrannidae. The record is from RefSeq and is a predicted model, not a curated record. The transcript has 17 exons.